AUGGCUCCUCGUACUCAAAAAAUUGUCCGUAAAAUACGACGAAAUGAUACAGAAAUCAGUCGAUGUAUUAAAUACCUUAUGUUUGGUUUUAAUAUUCUUUUUUGGAUUCUUGGUUUUAUGAUCGCUGCUAUUGGUAUAUAUGCCUGGAUUGAAAAAGAUACAUUUGAUAAUUUCGGUCGUUUAACAAUGGGUGGUACAUUAUUUUUUGAUCCAGCAUUACUUUUUGUACUUGUUGGAAUUUUUAUGUUCUGUAUUGGUUUUGCCGGAUGUGUUGGAUCAUUACGAGAAAAUACUUGUUUAUUACUUUUUUUCAGUUUCGCAUUGGCCGUUAUCUUUUUUAUUCAACUUGCAUUUGGUACAUUAGUUUUUAUCUACCGAGAAAAGGUUAAAAAUGAAAGUGAAAAACAAUUAAUGAUUAUGGUUCAAAGUUAUCGAGAUGAUCCCGAUUUACAAAAUAUGAUUGAUUGGAUACAACGACAAUGGCUUCAUUGUUGUGGUGUUAAUAAUUAUCGAAAUUGGGAAAGUAAUGUUUAUUUCAAUUGUUCAUCAAAAAUCGUUGGAAGUGUUGAAGCAUGUGGUGUACCGGCUAGUUGUUGUCGUUUAGAAUAUUUUCAUAAUAAUAAACAAUGUGGAUAUGGAACUUUAGAACCAUCAGCUGUUACACAUGCGAUCUAUACAGAAGGUUGUCUUCCAAAAGCAUCUCAAUGGUUUGAACGACAUAUACUUUCAGUCGCAAUAGUUGGUUGUAUUUUUGCUGUAUUACAAAUACUCGGUAUUUGUUUUGCUCAAAAUCUUCGUAAUGAUAUACUUGCUCAAAAAGCGAAAUGGACAUGGCAUACACAUCCAAUGAUGAGUGCUUAUCGAUACCAAUAA
Molecule: messenger RNA, 873 nt
Organism: Adineta steineri
Lineage: Eukaryota; Metazoa; Rotifera; Eurotatoria; Adinetida; Adinetidae
Source: the annotation of a GenBank genome assembly